AUGGCAAACACAUACAAUACCACAGUCUUUGCGCUAAGACGUCUUAGAUUGACUCCCCACGUCAAUUGGAAAUGGGAUGUCGAUUACACGGCACCAUUGGCAGGACUUCCUCAGGUCAUAGUACCAAUUGGUCAAUAUGAAUACGUCUCGCGCAUUACCAACGCCCUGGAAAAGUUACCCAUUUCUGUAGCUGUUAUCAGCGCACGAGGAAGCGAGAUUGCCAUAUUGAAGUUUCUGGAGGAGUUCCUAAAAUCGGAGCAUCUUCCUCUAUCAGUGGAAACCGGGCGUUUCGCGUUCUGAUCGAUUCUCAGCUCGCUUGCACUACCAGUCAAGUUGCCGGCAUUCGUCGGUUCUCUCUCAUUUUGAAAUUGUGCUUCUCGAGGAUUAUUGGGCAUGCUGACACAUUUCUAUCGGAGGAUCGAAUCUCCUCGUAUCAAUGUUGUACGAGAGUAGAAUGCAGGCACGAUAGAUGCCCAUGGGAUGUCCAGAUACCCACAUCACGUGAUAUAUACAACCUCCAUUUGUACCUAGGUAGCCCUUACACUAGGCUUUUUUUGUGUCACACCUUAUUGAUAACAACCGUCGAUCACACUGCUCCCCCAUUAUUGAGUGGUCUACACGUAUUUCAUGCAUGCAGAGCUGAC
Molecule: messenger RNA, 644 nt
Organism: Periconia digitata
Lineage: Eukaryota; Fungi; Ascomycota; Dothideomycetes; Pleosporales; Periconiaceae
Source: the annotation of a GenBank genome assembly